AUGCUCGGACAUCUCGAAUCGUAUUCACAAGAUCUAACUUUGUUCAUCUUACCGGAUAACGUCUGGCAGCUACAUAACAGCACUAUUAUUCUCCUAUACAAUACUAUCAUGGCUUUUUCAAACAAAUCCUCCCUCACAAUCACCCACAUCGGCACAGCAACAGCCAUCAUCGACGUCGACGGCGUAAACCUGCUUACCGAUCCAUUCUUCUCACCUGCCAAUACCGAAUGGGAUAUCGGUGUCACCGUCCUCAAAAACACAGAUACUCCCGCCAUGAGCUUGGAGACGCUCCCACCCAUCGAUGCAAUCCUACUCAGUCACGAGGAUCACCCUGACAACCUCGACGAACUCGGGCGUCGUCUCCUCGAUGGCCGGAAAGUUUUGACUACUAUCGACGGUGCCAAAAAGCUUGCUCCGAGACCUGGUGUUAGAGGCCUCCAGCCCUGGGAGACAGUGACAUUGGUCGCUGGUGGAAGAACGUUUCGAGUAACAGCUACACCAUGCCAACAUCUCCCGGGGGGUGAAUGCACGGGUUUCAUUCUCGAGUAUGAUGGAUUUGGCACUUCUUCAGACGGACGGCCGAAUGCACUCUAUAUCUCUGGCGAUACCGUCUAUGUCGAGGAGCUCGCGGAGACCAUUCCUAAGAAAUGGAACAUCACGGUAGCUAUCAUGAACUUUGGAAAUGCACAAGUUCCAAUGCCGGGAGGAGGAUCACUCCAAGUUACAAUGGACGGAAAGCAAGGUGCUCGAUUGUUUCGGGAUUUGAAGGCUGAUGUCCUUGUGCCAAUGCAUUUUGAAUCUUGGGGCCAUUUCACGCAGUUUGGGAAUGAACUUAGACGAGAUUUUCAGGAUGACGGCGUUAAUGAUAAAGUGUGCUGGUUGACGCCUGGUGAGCCGAAGAAGAUUUUCUGA
Messenger RNA from Talaromyces stipitatus ATCC 10500, 912 nucleotides. RefSeq names its product Zn-dependent hydrolases of the beta-lactamase fold, putative. The coding region runs from base 1 to 912 and encodes 303 amino acids. The record is from RefSeq and is a predicted model, not a curated record. The transcript has 2 exons. NCBI's taxonomy places the organism in Eukaryota, Fungi, Ascomycota, Eurotiomycetes, Eurotiales, Trichocomaceae.